AUGUUAGAAAGGGAAAGAAGGGGUUCCUUGUAUAGACCAGAGGAACAAAGAAAAAGCAGAAUAACUAAAGCUCUUGGAAGCAUUAUCGACAUAAGGAGGUCUUCAGUAACAGGUGAAGUUAGUGAUAAGAAGGCUGUACGCUAUAUGAAUACAUAUAAGCUCGAGUCCGACAAUCCAUUUAAUCCGGAAAAAGUGGAUAAAAUCCUAGAAUCCGUGAUGAUAGAAGCUCUGGAGAAUCUCACGUACGACAUGGAGAAAUGUCCCAAGCAGGCGAAGUGGGCAUCGAUGGCGAUCAGGGCGAAAGUAAAAGCGUUAGAAUUUGAUAGGUAUAAAAUUAUCUCUAUAGUAACUAUUGGUGAAAAACAUUCUCAAGAUGUGCUGGUUACGUGCAGAUUUUUGUGGGAUGCUGAGAAAGACAGAUAUUCCACGUUCGCUAUGGAAAAUACCUAUGUAUUUGGAAUCGCCCAAUGUUUUGGGUUGUAUUAUGAAUAAAAUAAAUAGUAAUUUACAUGUGUAUAUCUAGAUAAAUAAAAUG
This is a messenger RNA of Anoplophora glabripennis (Asian longhorned beetle), 535 nucleotides long. Its product is annotated as tctex1 domain-containing protein 1-B. Lineage: Eukaryota; Metazoa; Arthropoda; Insecta; Coleoptera; Cerambycidae. Gene Ontology annotation, molecular function: dynein intermediate chain binding. The coding region runs from base 1 to 492 and encodes 163 amino acids. The record is from RefSeq and is a predicted model, not a curated record. Gene Ontology annotation, cellular component: cytoplasm; cytoplasmic dynein complex. Gene Ontology annotation, biological process: microtubule-based movement. The transcript has 5 exons.